This is a messenger RNA of Temnothorax curvispinosus, 10039 nucleotides long. RefSeq lists its product as uncharacterized. The coding region runs from base 3854 to 4933 and encodes 359 amino acids. The record is from RefSeq and is a predicted model, not a curated record. Lineage: Eukaryota; Metazoa; Arthropoda; Insecta; Hymenoptera; Formicidae. The transcript is spliced from 5 exons.
UGCAAUAAUAUUAAUUUGCUAGAAUUCUAUUUUAAAGGAAAAAAAUCUAAUUUUUCAAGCCGUGCACGUACGCUCUCCUAUUCGUAUGCAGUUCUCGCGCUAACGUCCCAGAAACGUUUCUGAUUCCACCAAGAUUCUUCGCCGCGUUUCCAGAUAAUGGCGUACGUGCUAAUCGUUUUAUCUCGCGUGGGCGAUUCACGACAAGGGCGGGAAAAUGAGAUAUGGAGGCUUCUUCUGGUGGAAGGGGGAUUUUUUCGGCGGGGUGCCUUUUUAUUGAGCUACGAGAAGCUACAGGUCGAUCGAUGAAAUUUAUUUCAACGCUUUGGCUGUCACGGGUCAUAAAUUCGAUCGCUAGAUUUUCAGAGAAAGUGAAAUUGUACCAGGGGAGCCAUAUAUGGAGCUCAACUGCUUACUGCUACUGGAUUUCGCUUCUAGAUUCUCGAUUCUCACACAUUCGCACGCGAAGGCAAACCGCCGCGAAAUAUAAGGCAAACGAAAUUCCGCACAUGAAGAAAAUAGAGCCCGAUUGGAACUCUUUUAAACCGAAUGGAUGGCGACGAGUAAUCUGCAAAAGAAAUUCGUCCCGAGGACGUUUUAACAAAGACGAGGCCACCCCGAGGGCCUUCUUCGACGCCGGCCGACCUAAUCAAACUAGCGAACAGAGCGCCUUACUGCUCGUGUCGGAACGACUGUCACAGUUCGUUCUCGUUCUUCAAGAAAGGAGAGUAAAUGAAGAAAAGUAGAGCGAGAUUUCUGAUUCCUCGCACGAUCGUUACUUCUAACGCGAUUGUUACUCUGGCGUCAUUUUUUACUUUUAAUUUGCAAUUUGAGGUUUAUCUAAUCUUGGUUAUUAAUAUUAAGAGUGCGUUAUAGCAUGUUACGACGUUGUUAAAAUGUAGAAUUUUAUCUUCGUCUGGUACAGCAAGUAUCACAAUCUAUCUUUAUAGCGUAACCCGUAAACUGUGCUGUUGCAGUAAGUAAUAAAAUGAUUUAUACUUCGAUAAGCCUGGUUUAACACAGGGCCCAGAUGCCUCCGCAAAGUCGGCUUUUCCUCUGCGAAACCUGUGUAACGGACAAUUUCACAUAGAUAAUUAUAUGCGAUAGUACGUUAAAAUUAAUGCUGGUAAUUUGCGGUUUUCCGACACACAGUUUACUAUUUCGGGAGUAAUUAAAGACCAAUCAUUUCAAUUUGAAACAUCAACUCACUCACUAAUAGCAGGACAGUGAGUACGUUACAUAUUGAUAAUUAAAUUGCGAGUUAAAGUUUAACUACACUAGAAAAUUUAUUUGAAAUUAAAUUAAUAUUAUUAAUUGUACACAUGAUUCUCUUUGCAUUAUUGAAAUGUAAUACUUGAAAAGUCUCACAGUACUCGAGAACUUUUUAUACCGUAAAAGCUAUUGAUUCUUGGAUAUUUUAAGAGCUGCCAUCCAUUUUAGUUCGGCUUUGAAUAUUUCUAAUCCGGCGAGAAAAGAAGACUGCGCAAUUUAUGGAGCGUACGAUAUACCCCGUCAGAUUAAUUAGCACACAAACCUACAUUUCAAAGUUCGCUGAAACUGGCGCGUGUUCGCGUGCAGAAGAAAAAGCGCGUGCGAGGUAUGGUAGUAAGGACUUUAAAGGAUAAACAUCUCGGUUCGUUGGCACCCUUAGAGUCCAGCUCUCCAGCUGGGAGAAGGGAGAGAAGAGUCGUUCGUCGACGGUGACGACGGCGCCGACGUCGGAUGGCCGGUGCUGGUGGUGGUAGUGGCGUCAGGAAGGGGUAGGGCUGAACGCAUCCCUGCCAGAUCGGCUACCUGCCUGCCGCCAACCCUGUCCGUUCCGCGACGCUACCCCAGUACUCGGGCGAUCGCUAGCACCCGCGCACGCGACAUCCCUCCGUCGGGGGUGCGCGUCACCGUGUGUCUGCAUGUAUGUGUGUGUGUGCGUGCGUGCUCGCUGAGGGUGCUGCCGAUCGCAGUGGCAGCCACCAACGUGGUGCAGCCAGCAGCAUGACGUAGCCCACCCCGCGUGGCACGCUAAUAGCUCGAUCAGCCCUCGCGCCCUGUGCCGCGCGAGGGUGCACAGGGUGCCUAGAAACGUCACGACCUCUCGCACUAGGCGUACGAGAGAAGAGAGAGAAAGAGAGAGCUAGGCUGUGGACCUCUGGUCAGCAUCCGCGAGAUAGGAGUAAUGUAGCGUCGCCAGUAAAUGUGUACGGAAAAAUCGCGAAUAAUCGUUCCGAUUAGCCAGAUAUCUCGGUAAACCGCGCCACAAACACGAUUUUUUACGUUUGCGAAACACGCGAUAACAUCUACGAGGGUUGUGUCGCCAAACGACACUCAAGUGCGUGUGUCUGGGUGAUUUAAAGGGUUCGAAGGACUUCAAGUUUUUUGAAGAGAGCUGAGAGCAGCCUGGGGCGUCGCAGCUGAUCGUGGAAAAUCGAUGGACGAUUGAAGAAGAUUAGCUUUCGCCGCGUUAAAACUGUAUAUCCAUUGGAAGGAUACGACCAGCGGUGUAUCUCGUUAACGGACACCGAGAUCUCGCAAUCUGAAAGACUGAGAAACGUGAAGCAACAUCGGCAAGCGGCAUCGGGGUUUUCGGGCUGUUCUCGACAUCCGCGCGUGUAUAUCUGCCGCGAACAGUGAGUCCGAUUAAUCGUCCCUGAUCGUCCCCCAUAAAGCAGACACUUGUGGAAGCAGAUAUACUCGCGUAUGAUGGAAACGCGAGCGCCGGCGGAGCCGCUGGAAGAAAUUUACGGCAACCGCGGGGAAUCAUCCGCCUCGUCGAGCACGGCGAAUCAUCUGAUAUUUGCCAUCAGAUAAUGCAUAGCCGUCGCCGAUAAUGGAGCGCGAAUCCGGCUGAGAAUCGCCACGCGAAGCUGACCGUUGCAGCCGAGAACGGUUCGCCGAACAUCGAUUGGCUCCGGGCAACCGAACGAAUCCAGAAUCCAGACUUCUAGACUCCUUCCUGACCCGACGAUCGAGGCGAUCGAGCUAAUAUCGGACGCGUGCAAUUACAUCUGCGGGGAAUCCUCUCGACCGCCGUGAUUUUCGAUCCGCGGCGACGGAGAAGCGCGAGAAAUUGGAAUGCACGUAAAAUUGAUCAAUGUUUCAUCUUUCUUGCCAAUCGCGUCGGUAGAGCAACAAGCAAACAAAAUUGAGUCAGAUACCGCCGGCAGGAUGCUUGCGCAAGUAUCGGGAUAUUUACACAAAUUGCGCGCAUCAUUUGGCACGCGAGAGAAAUAGAAACGGGCGUCUCUCUUUCUGCUUCCCGCUCGUUUCCGACUCGGUGAAGAAGGGAAUAGCAGUCCCGAAGAAAGAUCUUUCCCUCGCCCGGCGGCCGUCGGUGGAAAGAAGCAAGAAGCGCUUGGCUGCUAAUGCGGACUUAUUGGAACAACGGUGAUUACCAGCUUUUAUGCGGCUUGUAGCUGUUAUCGUUACCGGGGAAGAAGAUCGUUAACAGCGUCCGGAAAUCCUGCGGAAGAUUAAUGAACGGUGCGCGGUCGGCGGAAUAGCAUCGCGGCGGCGAUAGGGGGGAUCCUAACUUAACCGAUAAGGAAUCGCGGCCGAGAAAGAACAACGUCGCGGGCUUCCUCGCGUUUUCUUUCUCUCUCUCCCUAUCUCCGGUGUCGAAGCGAUCGGUGACAAAGGCUUGAUGUUGUCGCGCUUCCUGCAGGAGCUAUCAUCAGCGGACAACAGGAGUGCCGUCGCGGCGAAACGGAAGGAGGAGGGUUUGUGAUCGUUUCGGCAGCGGGCCGAUCGUUCCCGCGCCACCACAACCGAUCGCGGUAGCGCGGCGGCGAUCGCCACGAUCGCCGUCGAUGAGGGGGGUGGUGAUGUGACAGCGGUGGCAGCGAAGGCAGCAGCAGGCGAAGAGAUGACGGUGACGGUGACGCCGUCGACUUCCGACGUCGCCGACAAGGCGGUGUCGACGGACGACGGCGGCAGCGGCGGCAUGGAAGUGGCGCGUCUCGAGGCCGUUCUCGCCGCCCUGGUGGAGACGAAGGUGGAGGCGAUGAAGGCGUCGUCGACGCUCAGCCGACGUUCCGGCAGCGCGCCCGCCAGUCCACGCCGACCUAGAUUGACCUCGACCUCGACGGCCUCCUCCUCAUUGAACCAUCACCAUCAUCAUCACCACCAUCACCAUCAUCAUUCGCAACAGCAGCAGCAGCACAACAAGAAGAAGGGUCAGCAUCAUCAUCAUCAGCAGCAGCACCAUCGCCAUCGUCGCAGACGUCACGAUUCCGCGCCCUGCGGAAGUGAUUACCUCAACAACGUGACGGAUCAUCCUCAGCACAAGUUGUCUAACGGAAGGGGCCGGAGAAGGGCCUCUGAAAGUCCUCGAAGCCCUCGAAAGAAGCGCAGGCAUUCGAGGAGCCCAAAUAUUCUCCAAGGCGUCGUCCAAGACGUUCACGCCGGCCUCGAUUCGCGCUUCGAGCUGCUCGGCAUUGAUGGCGAUCAAGACGUGGCGCUAAUAAAUUUCGAAAGGGCUAAAGAAGUCCUCGGCGACUCCUGCGAAUAUCCGCGGCUGCACCGAAGUGCCUGCUACUUUUCUCAAAGCGCAGCUCAAUUAAAAAUUCAUUACGACGACGACGACUACGUGGCGUUGAACGUAGCCGACGAGCUGGAAGAGGAGGAGACUCUAAGCGGACCGGAGAAGGUGGAGUCUCAGGGAAGGUAUCACCGACCACGAAGAAAGCGCAAACGUAAACGACGCAAAAUCGAUCCCGUCGGUCCGGACGAGGAACUCGUCGAUCCGGAGGAACUCCCGCCUCGUGCACGAUGGACGAUCGUCGCGACCGCUUGUCUUCUGCUCGCCAUGUCGUUGCUUCUGGUCGGUGUUACGCUGCGAAUGGCGCCUAUAAUUGACGACAUGGUACGAAAGGAGAACGAGGAGCUGCUGAACUCGCUGAACAGAGAUAUUUCCGUGCCCGAGAACGUUACGGCGCCUCCCUAAGACGAGGUGAAUUCUUCCGGACGGAAAUGCACCGCUCGUCCGUCGAUCUCGAUUUGCUUCAGCCACGCGACACGAGAAGUCUCAAGCGAGAAGCACGAUGACAAAUUUCACGAUGGCGGACAACGUCGUUUAGGAAUCAACAUCUCCACUGCGUUUCGUUUUACGAAGACGUCCGGGCGAUUCAGGGGAGAAAUUCCGAGACGACGCGAUGGUGAGAAAAAUCGAGUAGGUCUCGGAUCGGCAGCACGCUCCGAUUAGAUGUAAUUUUAAUGCAUUUUAACGCGAAAGAGACGCGUCCCUGUAUACGACGUACAUGUAUGUCGCGGAAACGUUAUUUGCGACGAGCUCGCGAAAAGUCCGAUCGCGACAUUCGAUAUACCAUGUUGCGUCGUCGAUUGUAUUGUUGCCGCGUUUCGAGAACGUCGCGUUGGUAUAUAUAUAUCUCGUAUCGAUGCAGAUUAGGUGCUUUCAAUUCCAGCAAGCUUCGCCAAUAAGGGCUCACUUCGAUUAGAAACACAAAAUCCAGAAUACAAUCUGAAUUAUUCGUGAAGCUCGGUUAAAUUGAAGCUUAACAGUAACGUAAACUUAAUAGUAAAAUUUUUAUUUGAUUGAAUAAAUACGCUUCACAUCGAAUUUGGGGCGAUUUCUAACGUGAUCAUUUAUCUUUCAUUAAUCAAUUCAGCAAUUGUCUAUGGUAUACGUGACCUUUCGUGAUAAAUGCGAUUAAGAGCGCCUGAUCUGCAUGGAAGUGAGCUGUAAUUUUUCAGGAGCGCGAUUACGAUCUUUGACGAGAGCUCGCGCAGUUUUGUUGCGAAAUUUAUUCCGACGAUAGGUCGCACACCGAAUGUGAACAACGAAGGAACGAUUUAGAAGUCACGCGAGAGGAUGCGGUGCCAUAGACGUGGCAUUUAGCCGUCCGUCUGUCGGCGAAGAAAUCGGCCGGUGACACGAGACCUCUCGUCUAUUUCCUUCCUCGAAUACGAAAGGAUGUACAUACGUGGCCCGAAUUAGAUAUACGCGUGAGAAUUGAUCUGCGCGUGAGUAUCAAACACGCGCUUCGUGAAUUUUACGCGGACCCGCGAGAAAUCGUAUCGUUCAGACAAAGGACAUAGGAUGUAGAUUCCUCGGUGCUUUUUUUACAUGUCUUCCAGGACGAGAAAGGACACGAGCUCAACGAAACGGGGGCUCUCGGGCCGCCGAUUCCUCGCGCUGACGACGGCCUUUGGACGUUUUCGUGCGUGUAGAAAGCUGUACAUAAGAAUGUUCGUUAUUAACAGUCGUUUGUAGUUACGCGCACCGGGAAGAUAAUCGAGAUAAGGGCCAAAAUUGUUGUUGUCAAUUGUAAAAUAACGUGUCAUAAAAAGUGCUCAGAUUCGCGCGAUAUAGGUAGAAGAGAGGGUGAAGAAACGGAGCACUAUUGGCAAUCGAUUAAUAAAAUGUACGUACCUGCGUGUACGCGCGUGUGUACGUACACCUGUACAUUACUGUACGAGUAAGGAUGCAAUUCACGCUUUGCACGAAACAGCCCAAGUAUUUUCAUUCUCUUCACUCCGCUAUAAUUUCCCAGUUCGCUUUGUGACUAAUUGCUUAAAGUUUUAUCGGAUAUUUUUCGCUAUGACGACGGCGAUUCAGCAGAAACUUUUUUCCGAUACAUUUAUUCCGUAAUCCCUUUCUAUACGAGCAUGGAAAAUACAUAUUUGCCGAGCAUAAUUCGAUCCUAUAAAUCUUAUAUUUCGCAACUAAGCAAUAUCUGUAAUUUAUUAUAGCGAAAUACGCGAAAUGUAUAUAUAUUCUGCGUGGUCAUAAAUUUAUUAAAUUUUGUACAGGAAACCAUCUAUUAUUUUUAUAUAUACGUCAUCGCUACUCGCAGUGAAAACAUUCUGAAUUUUUAUCAUUGAGUUUUAUCGUUCCGUUUGUUCUGCUCGCGAUUGGAAUUAUUUUAAUUUGAAACGUCAGGUCGAAUCUGAUGUCGCUGAAACGGAUGACGUCUCUUGUGACAGGAUCAGCGAUAUAUCGAUAAAAUAAAAUAUAACUUUCCAUAUAUAUGGAUACCGUUUAUGUACCGAUAGAUGCAAUCAGGUUUAUGCUGAAAAAUAACCGUCAUAUUUGGCAACAAAAGUUCUCUGUGACACAACAGAGUCCAAUAUUGCUAAGGUUGGGAGAAAUUUAUAGGAAUUUCGUGGAAAUCUCUCUCGUUCACGAAAGCCUUUCUCGCGUUGAAUGCCAGCUAAAUUGAAUCGUUCAGAUUGAUAUAUGAACAUUACUUUUUUUAGAACUACGACAUUUAUUAUAUUGUUUCUCUUUUUAGAACGCGAAGCGUAUUAAGAUGUAAACACAAUUUUCGCUAUAUGCCAUUUUUAUUUGUCUUUCUACGAAUGUGAUAUUUCUCGUGAACUAAUUUCAAUUAAAACGUAUCGUUUUUCGAGGAGCUCGGCCACAGUUUCGAAUUUCUGCGAGUUUGCUAGUGAUUAUAACGCUACGGUUAACGCGAGAUGACUUUUUCUAUUUGACAAUGAGAUAAUGUACGAUAACGUCUAUAAAUACUGGAGUUUACACGCGCAUAUAUGUAUAAUUAGUCCCUAAUGCCGUUUCCGCGAUGUAAAAUUAACGCGGUGCGGAAUAUCGAGCGAUUAAAAAAAAAAGAAAAUAUCGCAGGCGAAUUUUAGAAUUUUCAUGAUUAUACUUGUUACCAGGCUCACACGUAUACGUCGUAUAAGAUACGCAUAUAUCUUCGAAAUAUUACGAUCGCGCGAUAUAGAUCGAUCGCAAUGAGGAGCGGCAAGAAGAAUUUUCUUCAUCUUUCGCGACCAAUCUCUUCUACUCGUCAAUUUUUCUGUCCUGUGUGCCGAAUUAAUGCGUCUCUGCGCUGCUCCGUUUCGCUGUCUAUUCCUAAAGGUAACCGUCCUUGAAAAAUUAUGUUUCACUGCGAAAACCAUUGUAUUAUACUUCGCCGAUCGCGUGUGAUAUCCUUUGCUCUAUUUAACGACGGGGCCGAUGCAGGUUCGAUCGAUCGCACACAUCAAAUGACUGUGUCAUCGUGGAAGGGAGAUCAGUUUGACAAGCACGUUCGCGUCGCACAAUCAAUCGGCAAACGUAGUCGCCGAUCUUUCGCGAUAUCGCGUAAGUUAGAAAUUAUCGAUAAUCGGUUUGUCGGGCUUUUUUUUUCCUAGAUAAAAUCGGCGCUCGGAGAUCGUUACGUUCGAAUAUGGCGCAGCCGAUCUCGCUGAUAAGCUUGUCAAGGUAGUCUUAAAGCAGCUCACGGCCGUAGAUCUCUCGCCGGAAAUACCUCGGCCAUAUAGUUCUCGAUCGCCGAUCGACUCGGCGAUUCGGAGAAACACAAUAAGUCGCUACAUGCGUGCGCGCGGUUGCGUAAAAAUCUUUUCUAUAAAGAUAUUUCCCUUUUUUACCUAUAAUUAGCAAUUUCUAGGGCCACUUGAUAGACGUUAUAUAGCGGAUCUUUUUUCCACUUGUAAGCCUGUCCUCUCGCGACGAGCCUUCACUCCCGUCUUCUUUUUUGCAUUACGCUUGGAGAUCACUUGGCCUAACGCGAGAGAUCCAUUUAAUAAACCGAGCUAAUAAAUAGCUUAGUACACGCGCGCUCGUGGCUUUUACCCGGGUAGUCUCGAAGAGAUCCCACGAGGGCGAAUUCGACGGGGGUACGCUCAUAUAGUGGACGUUAGGAAUCUCGAGGACAAGCCGAGAGAAACAAAAGAGAGAGAGAGAGAAUUAUUUGCGCUGGUCGCUGGUUUUUAUUUCCUACGACACUAUGAUACCACCGAGGAUACGAUACAAUCGCGCCGACUUUGGCAUUUGCGUGACGAUUAACGACGAACGCUCCCUUAUUGUCGAGGUCGCACCGUUGAUUAAAAUUUAAGCCCCCCUCCGAGAUACACGAGAUGCGUGUGCCAAACCUGUGCGUGUGUACAGUACACGCACUCCAGUUCUCUUUGACAAUCAUAGUGCCGAUGUGAGUACGAUACGCGAUUGUGUGUGCGUUUUUACGAGAGAGAGAGAGAAAGAGAAGGAGAGGGCAUUUUCUGCGUCGCGCAGCGCGGCGUGGCGCGUGGCUCGUUACACGAGCGACAAGCCCCACUUCAGUCAGGGAGAAAACGGAUUGUUCUCCGAUCGCUCGGGAUUGCCGAGCAGAAAUGACUCUCAUGCUUCUCGUUGCUUCUUACUUUGUAGCUUCGUUAUUGCGCCGGCAGCUACGCGCAUCCGUCGGCGGAAAAAAUGUGUUCGCAAUAAAAAAAGAAGAUGAGGCACCGAUAAAACGUACAAAAUUUUAACUUCAUCUACAGUUCCGAGUACCACCAGGUACCGCAAACAAGAGAUUCGCGAUUGUAAGAGAGGCACACAGCUCAAUAUUAUCGAAUUUCUCGAGAGAGAUUUCAAAAAUCUAAUUACAUUGAAUAAAUAUUUUCUGAAUGUUUCCAUGUAACAUUCGCGUAGAUGAUAAUGCCUAAAUUUAAAAAUGCGAAAAGCAUUCGUGUAAUUAUUUUUCGUGCAGUAAGAAGGAAAACUUAUAUCUUUAGGCUUAACUUUUUAUCCUUCUAUUACGUCAAAACCUUUCAGUUAUUAAAUAUAUACUGGAAAUGCACCUGGUAGAUUUGAAAACGAUUAUUUUUCUUGUUCAUUUUUAUGACGUGAGAUUAAACUCUGUAAAACAAUGCAUAUUAAAUAAGAAACCGAUUUUGCAGUCUGGAUACAACUAUAAAAUAUGCCACGCAAAUAAAUCUGCGGUUGUUUCUUUCUUUUUUUUUCGGUAAAAUUGGGCGACGUGCGUAACGUUAAAUAAUAAGCGGGAUAAAAAGCUGUGUGCAAGGUUUCAUCUUGUCGCUCUCGUACGCGAGGCACGCGUGUUUUAUUCAAGGAAAAAAAAAGAGUCACGCGAGUGGUGUAUUCCGGGCACGCUGACGAGAUUUUACGCGAGGGAUUGUAGUAGUAAUAUAAUAAUCUCGACCACGAGGUGUGUAUCAUAGCGAAGCGUUGUGAGAUGUUACAAUGAAUGAGAUAUUAUAAAAAGAAGUUUAUGUUUCUAUAUUGUAAUAACGUUUAUGUAUAACGAGAUUAUUAUAAUGCAAAAAUAUACAUACUAGUUGUCCGGUU